Molecule: messenger RNA, 957 nt
Organism: Geodia barretti
Lineage: Eukaryota; Metazoa; Porifera; Demospongiae; Tetractinellida; Geodiidae
Source: the annotation of a GenBank genome assembly
AUGAGACGGAUACUGGUCACCGGCGCCGCCGGACAGCUUGGUUCCGAGUUGAUACCCGCCCUGCGGGAGCGGUACGGCAGCGACAACGUCGUCGCCGCCAUGCACCGCAGUCCCUUGACCGAGGAGGUCGCGGACUCCGGUCCUUUCACCCAGGUUGACGCGACUGAGCAGGACUCGGUCGAACGCGCCAUCCGCGACUACGACAUCGACUCUCUCUACCACCUCGGCUCGCUGCUGUCGGUGGCCGCCGAAGCCAACCGCCCGCUCGCCCAUCGAGUGAACAUCAUCGGCCUGCUCAACGUCCUCGAGGCGGCCUGCGACACCGGCCUGGAGCGGGUGGUCAUCCCCAGCUCCAUAGCCGCCUUCGGCAUCGACACCCCCCACGACAGCACCCCCAACGAGACCCUGCAGCGGCCCACCUCGCUGUACGGUAUCUCCAAGGUCUUCGGCGAGCUGAUGGGCAACUACUUCUUCGAGCGAGUUGGCUUGGACGUCCGCGGCGUCCGCCUCCCCGGCGUGGUCAGCUGGAAAGUGGAGCCCGGCGGCGGCACCACCGACUACGCCGUCGACGCCUUCUACGGAGCCAUCAGGGAGGGCCGCUACACCUGCUAUCUGCGCCCCGGCACCUACCUGCCAAUGAUGUACGUCCCCGACGCCAUCAAGGCGCUGAUCGAAGUAGCCGAGGCCGAUGUCGACGGCCUCAAACACCACGCCGAUUACAACGUCAACUCCAUGAGCUUCGAGCCCACAGAGCUCGCCGAAGCUAUCCGACGGCGGAUGCCGGGAUUCGAAAUGGACUACGACGUCGACCCUCUGCGCCAGUACAUCGCCGACUCUUGGCCCAACUCCCUCGACGACUCCGUGGCCCGCCAGGAGUGGGAUUGGCGUCCCGACUACGGCCUCGAGGCCAUGGUCGACGACAUGUACGAGAACCUCUCCCGCAAGCUGCUCGGAUAA